CCUUGGCGAGUUUCCUCAGUGCUGUUCGAACCGUGGCGGGGAGAGGGUCGCUGUGUCUCGUCUCCCGCCUCAGAAUGCCUUAACAAGUGCUCAAAGAAUGUCGAUCCUCACUCUGAAAGGAGGAGUUGGAGUAAACACGGAAAAGAUUGUCUAGGUCCCAGGAGGAAGAAUCAGGUGCAAGUAUCGCAACACCUCGGGAUGCAGCAGCGCAACCGUAGUCGCGUGUUGCCCGACGAGGAGGGCUUCCCGGCGCCUCCUGAGGGCUCCUCGCUGCCCUCCAGGGACGGCGAGAGCGGGGAGAUCCUCGGGGACAAGGUGGUGGCCCUCAGGAGGGCGCCCGAGGAGCCCCCCCGGCGCCUCCGCCUCCGGCCGGGCGUGCCCCGGGGGAGGGACCAGCCCGGCCACUACUCUCUGCUCAAGCAGCACCAGCAGUUCAGCGGCUUCAGGAUUCGGGACGCCUUGGCUCAGCAGGGAGGACUGCGGCUGAGGAAGGGCAGCAUGAGCUACAGCAGGGGACCCGUGCCUGUGCUGCAGCCUCAGCAGCAGAUGCGUGUGGAGAUGAGGGGCGGCGCCCCCGUGUGGCAGGCGGCCUUCCCGAGGGAGCCCCGGCAGUGGCAGGAGGAGUGGGGCCGAGUGCGCUUUCGGCCGCCCUUCCGCGUCCCUCGGGAGAGCCUGCCGGAGUCUCGAAUCAGUCUCCCGAUUAGAAAUCCCGAUCAAAUUUGCGUGAACAUCUGGGAGGAGUUUCUGCUGGGAACGAAUGUCCUCAAAAAGAACGGGAAGCACAUCGUGGACGAACAGUCUCUGCUGAAAGACGUUCUCCGCCGCCGCCUGGAACGGAUCCUUCCCAAGGUCAUAGUGGAUAUGUUAACCUACACGAUCUUCUUCGUGCUGUUCUUCCUGUCGUGCCUCAAGUACAACAUGUUCUGGCAGCUGGGGUGCUACAUACUACUCCAGGGCCACCUGUCCAUCCACGAACGGGCGUACGAGAACGGCGUCGACAUCGAAUUCACGGGGAGUGCCUUCCAGGGGCCCGCCUACGCCUGCGUCAGGUCCUGGUGCCAACACUGCAUACACAGAGAAAAUGCCAAAGUGAUUAUCCGGUUAAUGAAGAAAAUGAAACUGGACAUACUGACCUCCAAAAAGCUAUAGAAAUAUGACACAAAGACGAGAUUUCGCUCGUGAAGUAUGAAAAAAUGUGAAAAGUAAAUGGUAAUGUUAAACGUUUUUAAUGCGAAUAUGUUAAUUAUAAUUAUUUCUCGGUACAUACAUCUUGGACAUUCUAGUCAAUAAAUAAUCAUUUUU
This is a messenger RNA of Penaeus vannamei (Pacific white shrimp), 1302 nucleotides long. Lineage: Eukaryota; Metazoa; Arthropoda; Malacostraca; Decapoda; Penaeidae. The record is from RefSeq and is a predicted model, not a curated record.